Messenger RNA from Necator americanus (New World hookworm), 819 nucleotides. RefSeq lists its product as uncharacterized. Gene Ontology annotation, molecular function: catalytic activity. The transcript has a single exon. Bases 1 to 819 code for a protein of 272 amino acids. The record is from RefSeq and is a predicted model, not a curated record. NCBI's taxonomy places the organism in Eukaryota, Metazoa, Nematoda, Chromadorea, Rhabditida, Ancylostomatidae.
AUGGAUCUGGAGAAGUUCUACCGAGAAGAUCAUGCCUUCUACAAGGUCAUAAUUGGCGAUUUCAAUGCCAAAGUUGGCCCAAGAAGAACGCCGGAGGAACUUCACAUCGGGACCCACGACCUACAAUGGAAUGACCAGGGGGAGAGGCUCUCCGAGUUCAUUAUGACGACUAAGACCAUCCAUGGGAACUCGCAAUUCCAGAAGCCCUCCUCUCUACGCUGGACGUGGGAGUCACCCGGUGGAGGGUACCGUAAUGAAAUAGACCACAUCAUCGUCAAUAAAAGGUUCUGCCUAACGGACGUCGCUGUUGUACCAAAGUUCUAUACGGGAUCGGACCAUCGCCUCCUCCGAGGAAGAUUUUCCUUCACAAGGAGAGCAGAGAAAGCCGCCAAGUUCAGAGGGAGAAAUCCCAGGACUAUCAUCAACUGGGAUCUAUUCGCUACGUUAGCUGGCUUUUGGGAAGAUUCCGCAAUGGACAACAUCGACAAGGAAUAUGACCGGCUCGUUGAACACCUUCACGACUGUGCGAAGAAGGCUGAGAGUUUUAAACCCACCAAGAGGCGCCUGUCUCUUCAAACUCUUGAGCUGAUACGCCAGCGUGGAGCAGCGCGAGCCGCAGGGAACCAAGAACUCACGUCCGAGCUCGCAAGGCUUUGCCGAGAGGCGAUAAAGGAAGACCUUAAAGAGAGAAGAGCAGAAGUGCUGGCUGAAGCUGCAGAGGCGGGGAAAAGCAUCUGCUAUGCCCGUCGAGACUUCGCCAGUCGCAAGACGAGGAUGACUGCUCUCCGGAACCCAAAGGGAACAGCCAUUGCAUCAUGA